UCUGAGCCUCGAUCAGUUCUAGAUAAUAAGCCUCUUAAAAUGCCUCUAUUAUGCUAUUUAAAGAUGUUUAAUUUUGUUUAGGAGGUCUCCUACAACAGGUUUACAUACAUCUGUAACCCCUCCAGUUCGAACCGCCUGCUCUAAGUGAAACUUGAACCCGGGCGCAGCUCUUACCGGCCUACGUCUGUUACACUUACCCCCCUAAACCUCAAACCUAUCCGGGUCACGGCACCAAUGUAGUCCCUUCAGUUCGAACCACCCGCUCUAAGCAAGACUCGAACCCGUGCCUGUCUGCAUGGGAGUGGGGCGCUUUAACAAGGAGGCUAAAGGCCGCAGUCUCUAGAGCACGUCUUGAGAUCAGGGUAGUGAGGUUUACACGCACAGCUCUUACUGGCCUACGUCCGUUACACUCACCGCCCUAAACCUCAAACCUAUCCGGGUCACGGUACCAAAGUAGCCCCUCCAGUUCAAACCAUCCGCUCUAAGCGGGACUUGAACCCGUGCCUGUCCGCAUGGGAGUCGAGCACUUUAAUAAAGAGGCUAAAGACCGCAGUCUCUAGCGUCAGUUGCUAGAGCACAUCUUGAGAUCAAGGGAGUGAGGUUUACACGCACAGCUCUUUCUGGCCUACGUCUGUUACACUCACCCCCCUAAACCUCACUCCCAUCUGGGUCACGGCACCAAUGUAGCCCCUCCAAUUCGAACCGCCCUCUCUAGGUGGGACUCAAACCCGGGCCCAUCCACAUGGGAAGCGGGCGCUCUAACAAGGAGACUAAAGACUACAGUCUCUAGUGCCAGUCGCUAGAGUGCCUCUUGAGAUCAGGGGAGUGAGGUUUACAUGCGCAGCUCUUACCGGCCUACGUCUGUUACACAUCAAAAAACACUUUCGUUUUCUCGUGAUGUGCAUUUAAUAUCACCUCAUUACUCAACGAUUCUCAAACGAUUUGUUCGAAGCAGUUCGAAGAUUCGGUCUCUCUAAACCUCUCCUUUCCAUUAGCCUACUGUGCUCUGAUUGGUCAGAUGGCCUGGUCUGUUGUGUUUGGUCUACUGCGUACAGUGUGUGUCGGAAACUAAAGGCCCAUUACCAUAACUGAAUCUCAGUUACGGAGACCUGUCAAUCAACAGAGAUUGUACACAGUGUAAGGACGGAAAAGAUGGGAUCAAUUUUACCUUAUCAAUUCGAGAUCAAGUCCGAUGAUGAAAUGUUUGAAGAAGUAGCCGAUCAACCUAGAAACUCGCAAGCAUGACUUGAGCAGGACGUUUCUCAGUGUAACAGCUAUAUGUCAACAAUCCUGCUGAGACAUGUUAGAGUACAAGAAAAUGGUCACUACAUCUUCACAGCCAGAAGUGCCAGUGUCAAUGGCCUCAAUCGUUUUUACCGUUCAUGUCUACCAGAAGCCUAAUACUGAAAUUAAGUGGGAAAAUGGAAUUCCCACUUGUGUGGCGACUGGUUAUCCUGUACCCAGGAUUCGGUGGUUCCAGUGUGAAGAUACCAGAACUAUGUGUAGACAUAACCAUACAUCAGCUGUGGAAUUAAAAGCCAACCAGUCCACUUUGGGGGAUGAACCAGUGCUGGUGAAGAGUGUGUUACCAGUGACUAACACAAAGACUAAUUCAACCUUUGAGUGUGUGGCUACAAACAUUGCUGGGGAACAUCGUGAUAUCUUCACUUAUACGAUUUCAUAUGUUCCUGGCAAUACAUCAGUGUGGUCAAUUUCAGUGUUGAUCACUGUCGUUCUCUCUGGAGCCUUCGCUGUGAUGACCUUAUGGAUGCUGAUCCUCUUCUACAAGCACAGAGAGGCACAGAAAUAUGAAAUCCAAUGGAAAAUCAUUGAGGUGAAUGAUGGGAACAAUUACACAUUCAUUGACCCCACCCAACUUCCAUACAACAAAAAACUGGAGUUUCCCCGAAAUAAGCUGAAGCUUGGACAAGUUCUAGGAGCAGGAGCUUUUGGGAAGGUGGUGCAAGCAACUGCUUAUGGGCUUGUCAAGGACGAAACCGUUACACGAGUGGCAGUGAAAAUGCUCAAGCCUAGUGCCCGCUUUGAAGAAAAAGAAGCACUCAUGUCUGAGCUGAAGAUCUUAAAUUAUAUUGGGCCGCAUGAAAACAUAGUCAAUCUGCUGGGCGCUUGUACUCAAGAAGGACCGAUGCUGAUGAUCACAGAGUACUGCUGCCAUGGUGACCUCCUCAACUUCUUGCGUCAACGAGCAGAAACAUUUGCAAAUACUUUUUUUGGUCUUCAGAGUUUCCCAGAGGAUUCAAACCUCUACAAGAAUGUGACAGUUCAAAAGAGCCAUUCUGCAAGGAUCACUUUUUAUGGCUCAGAGAGCUACAAUGAUGCACAAUCAACACAGAUGUCAAAAGACCUUUGUCAGGAAUCUUGCCAUGAAGGAGGGAAGGACACAUGGUCAUUGGAUAAUAUUGAUUUGCUGAAGUUCUCCUAUCAAGUGGCACAAGGAAUGGAAUUCCUAGCCUCCAAAAAUUGUAUUCACAGAGAUUUGGCUGCACGGAACAUCUUGGCUGACGGCUACAUUGUAAAGAUCUGUGAUUUCGGCCUUGCGCGAGACAUCAUGAAUGACUUGAAUUAUGUGGUGAAGGGGAAUGCACGGCUGCCAGUAAAAUGGAUGUCACCUGAAAGCAUUUUUGAAUGUCUUUACACAGUACAGAGUGAUGUCUGGUCAUAUGGCGUCCUUUUGUGGGAGAUCUUUUCCUUAGGUAGGAGUCCUUACCCUAAUGUUGUGAUUGAUGCACAGUUCUAUAAGAUGAUUAAAGAUGGUUAUCACAUGCCACAGCCAGAUUUUGCCCCUCAUGAAAUGUACACAAUGAUGAAAAUGUGCUGGAGCCUGGAACCAACUCUGCGCCCGACCUUUGCCAACAUCAGAGAAUUUAUUGCAAACUUGCUGCCAAAGCAAUCCAGCCAGCAGAACAAUGAACCCAUGUAUCCAGAGUUUCAGAGGCACCUGAUGGCAAAAGCCCCAGUCAGCAGAGAGGAGACCCAGCCUUUAAUGAGGAACAGUUUGACCUAACAAAACAUGUUUCAGUUUUUCAUGUCUGUAUUUAGAACUAGAGCUAACAAGACAAGUUAAAUUUCCAUAUAUGUUUUGUUUUUACAAUGAUAACACUGUAAUCUCAUGCUGAUUUUCUGAUUCUCUUAUAGUAGAUAAUUUAGUAUUUGACUUUUUAAAACCAUGGUAGCUAACACUUUAUCAAGCAUCUUUCCCACUUCUGUUUGCAAAUAUGUUUAUUCUUUCUUUGUGGCAUUUAUUUAUUUAUUUUAUUUUUGCUUUUUGUCACUGAUUGUAAUUGAUAUCUGUAAACUAGUAAAAAUAACUAAACUACAGCAUCAUUUAAUUUGUCUUUCAAACUGCAAAUACAUGCUGUAUCAUAUGCUUUUAAGCAUUUCAAAACAAAUUCGAAGAAAAAAACGUGUAUACCUUCACCUUGUUACGGAUGUGUGUUUUUGUUCUUUUAUAUUAUGCAUUUAUUCUUGUUUUGAGUUGAGUGUGUGUCUGUGUUGUUUCGCCUGUCUUCAUUGGAAUAGAUGGCACUGAAUAUUAUAGUAUCACUUUUCUUUGAUAUUUAAGUUAUUUUAUCUUUUUUUAUAUUGACUACUUUUGUUUGUUAUUUUGGGCCAUGGGACACCCUGAAGUUUCUACACUCGCUGGUCUUUCUUUUGUUACUCUGAAGCUCUCAACUCUACAUAUUUUUUCCAACAAUAAAAUGUUUAUCGGAGA
Messenger RNA from Ctenopharyngodon idella (grass carp), 3733 nucleotides. It is a transcript of the gene csf1rb, whose product is annotated as colony stimulating factor 1 receptor, b. The record is from RefSeq and is a predicted model, not a curated record. Gene Ontology annotation, biological process: cell surface receptor protein tyrosine kinase signaling pathway; protein phosphorylation; multicellular organism development. NCBI's taxonomy places the organism in Eukaryota, Metazoa, Chordata, Actinopteri, Cypriniformes, Xenocyprididae. Gene Ontology annotation, cellular component: CSF1-CSF1R complex; signaling receptor complex. Gene Ontology annotation, molecular function: macrophage colony-stimulating factor receptor activity; ATP binding.